Molecule: messenger RNA, 3111 nt
Organism: Xiphias gladius (swordfish)
Lineage: Eukaryota; Metazoa; Chordata; Actinopteri; Istiophoriformes; Xiphiidae
Gene: gosr1
Product: golgi SNAP receptor complex member 1
Exons: 9
Coding region: 53-799 (248 amino acids)
Biological process (GO): endoplasmic reticulum to Golgi vesicle-mediated transport; vesicle fusion
Cellular component (GO): Golgi membrane; Golgi medial cisterna; cis-Golgi network
Molecular function (GO): SNAP receptor activity
Source: RefSeq, a predicted model, not a curated record
CUUAUGACACGUGACACACCCCGGAACCCGGUGACGUCGCAGAACAACAAAGAUGGCAGGAAUAGGAAGCAGCAACUACUGGGAAGAUCUGCGAAAGCAGGCCAGACAGUUGGAGAAUGAACUUGACCUGAAGUUGGUCUCCUUCAGUAAACUGUGCACCAGCUACAGCAGCUCCAGGGAUGGACGUCGAGGAGAAACGUCAGACACCACCCCGCUGCUGAACAACUCUACCCAGGACAGGAUGUUUGACACCAUGUCAGUGGAGAUUGAACAGCUGCUGGCCAAAUUGACCGCAGUGAAUGACAAGAUGGCGGAGUACACCAACGCCCCGGGAACAGCUUCUCUCAAUGCUGCACUCAUGCACACACUUCAGAGACACAGAGACAUCUUACAGGAUUACACACAUGAAUUCCACAAAACCAAAGGCAACUUUUUGGCCAUCCGGGAGAGGGAAGACCUUCUAGGGUCCGUCAGGAAAGACAUUGAGACAUACAAGAGUGGCUCCGGGGUCAACAACAGAAGAACGGAGCUGUUUCUAAAGGAGCAUGAGCACCUGAGAAAUUCGGACCGACUGAUGGAUGACACAAUAAGUAUUGCCAUGGCGACCAAGGAGAACAUGACCUCCCAAAGGGGCAUGCUGAAAUCCAUACAGAGCAGGGUCAACACACUGGCCAACCGUUUCCCCACUAUUAACAAUCUCAUCCAGCGAAUCAACCUGCGGAAGAGACGGGACUCUCUCAUCCUUGGCACAGUGAUCGGCGUCUGCACCAUUCUCCUUCUCCUCUAUGCUUUUCAUUGAAAGCCAGGCCCGGUGAAAUCUUUAAAGGAGCAGAACUGAUCUGCUCUUUGUAGUGGAGCCUGAGCUCAGUGAUAGCAGGAACCUGGAGGCCCCUGAGCAGAAGGACAUCAGUUGGUUCAGUUCUGGGACAGGAACAGAUUUGGCCAACAUGAAAUACUGAACUUGUAUUUAGCAGUGGGACAGAUGGAGGGCUGGUGGUUGGGUGCUCUUCUGCCAACAAGGGAGUGGAGACCUAAAGUACAGAUAAGACUAGAUUUUAAAAAAAUUAUAUUGAUAAGUCACUUGGAGAGAAACUCUGUGGCGUUGAAAGCUUGAAGAGACUGUGUGAUGCAUAAUUCUUUUUCACAGGUGGAAGGAUUUUUAGUUGAAUGGUCCUUUUUAAUUGAUGGAGUGGGAUGGAUAGUUCAUUGUGGGCUGUAAAAUGUGAAUUAAUAAAUUAUUCAUAUCAGUAUGUGCAAAAAAAGUCUGUUACACCACUAGAUACUGAACAUUUAAAACAUUUUAUUUUACAAUAUCUAUGUUUUGAACUCUAUUGAAAAGUGUAUUGAGCCUUCUCAUUUUGGAGCGAGUUUAACCACUAGCAUGCCACAGCAGGGCUCUUAAAACUUAUUUUCUACUUCAUUUUCAUAUUUUGAUAAAAAUUUUGAAGCCAUUUUUUCAUGAGAGGAGGGAGAGAGAGAGAUGGUGAGUGACAUGAAACAAAGGUCCUUGGCCAGACUUGAACCACAGACGUCGUGGUUCAUGGUCAGCACCUUGAACUCGCUCUCAGUGAAUUUACAUUUAGAGCUGAAUUAACUGAUUUGACAGAAAAUGAAUCGGCAACCAUUUUGGCAGUUGAUUAAUUGGUAAAGUAGUUUUCAAACAAAAAUUCCCAGCAGCUUUCCCAACGUGAAAAUUUGCUGCUUUUCCUAAAAUAAAGUAAACUUAAUAUCUAUGGGUUUUCAGAGUAAUGGUUAGACAAAACAAACAAUUUGAAUAUGUCACAUAGGCCUCUGGGAAAUUGCAAUGGACAUUUUUCAAAGUGAUAAUUAAAACAAACAUUAUUUCCAGUCCCACUGACAUUUAUAUCAGUAUUUCCAAUUUACUUUCUGUCUAAUCUUAAAAAAGGGUUAGAUAACUGAAAUGCACAAUAUAAAGUCGGUUAUUGAAUGAGUUUUGGAUUUCACAAGAGCAGCUAAUUACACCUAUCUUCAAUAAUCACUUGUAGACUAUGGGAAAGUAUUAGGUAGAAGGCAACUGCAAUACUUUGUUUCUCAGUUUGCGUUUUCUUUUGGUUUGGUCACUUAUCCAAGACGCUCCAUCAGUUCUACAGGCUGGCAGUUGAGUGUUGUUGAGGUCACAUAAUGGCAUUCAUCGCAGUCUUUUGUAAAGAGACAUGAAAUGACUUCAACACCAAACCAGCUUUGAUGAUGAUUUCCUAUUGAUUUCAAUCCACCUGAAAAAAACAUUGACAUGUGCAUUUGAAGUUGGGAACUAAAGCAUUCACCCGAGAAGGAAAUGAUGGCAGACAGGGUUAGACUCAUUAGAUUAAAGUCUUACUUUGUGGGUGGGGGUGUAGGAAACUGAAAGCAAGGCAGCUAUGUGAGAACCAUCGAGGGUGUUUUUGUCUCACAGUUUCAGGCUGUUACUCGACUGGAAUCCAAAUAAAAUGGUCUCAGUUAAAUGGACUGAAGAGGAUACAUUUGGUUUUUUGGCCUCAUACCAUAGUUUGAUGCCUUGCUCACAAAGAAAGAUGCAGUAUAGGAAGUAUAGGAAGCUUGACAAUCUGAAGUUUUUGUAAAAUAUCUUUAUGUUUAGCUGCCAUUUUCGAAGGAAUAGUCUUUUCUGUUUUACAGCAGUCAGACAACCACUGCCAUGUUUCCCUGAAUACCUUACUUCCUUCAGGAGGGAAACCCUGUGCUGAAGUGUAAAUUUGGCUCAGACAUGUACACGCUGUCAGUAGUCUGCAGAGGUGCUGAGGUGCAUUCAGCUCCUGAAUAUUUAAGCCACUCAAACUGAACAGCACCCAAGCAGAACUAAGCACCAGAUCCUCUCACUUUUUAUUCAGAGCAGCUGAAAUGUAAGACAGAAGUCUGGUCCUCUGUGUCUGUGAGGAGUGUUUUUUAAAAACAAACAGCAGGGAUGCAUCACUUGUCUGAUGACACAAUGGCCUCUAUCGGCCCCCCCGCCCCAUGAUUGUAUGUGUCAGGGUUGUUGUGUUUUCAGCAUUCCAUCAGGCCACUACUUUGCAGUGUGUGUAGAUGUGGGGGAGCUGGCCUUAAAAGUGGAAAAUCUUCCAUGAAUUCUCCCCCCCCCCCCUUGCCUAUCUAUAG